CAGCACUUCACAGGUUCAUGAGAAAUUUAAUCACAAGUCACAGGUUUUACUUAAACGUUUUGGAAAUAUUACUGGGUCCAUAGUGUUCCUCUAUUUUCUGAAUCCAAUUUGAUAAGCGGCAAACAAACCUUUCUUUUCCGAAUGGACAACAGAGUACUCAGCACGGACUGCUUGGUCAUGAGCACAAAUGGAGAGGGGAAGCCGGAGAGAGAGACAUGGACCAGGCAUAUGGACUUCAUCAUGUCCUGUGUGGGCUUUGCCAUUGGUCUGGGGAAUGUGUGGCGUUUCCCUUACCUCUGCUACAAAAAUGGUGGAGGAGUCUUUUUCAUUCCAUACAUUUUGUUUAUAUUCCUCGGUGGAAUUCCUGUCUUCUUCCUGGAAAUUGCUCUGGGCCAGUUCAUGAAGGCUGGAAGCAUCACCGUGUGGAACAUCGCUCCACUCUUCAAAGGACUCGGAUAUGCUUCCAUGGUUAUAGUGUUCUUCUGCAACACAUACUACAUCAUGGUCCUGGCUUGGGGUUUAUAUUACCUCAUCAAAUCCUUAACAGCCACACUGCCCUGGUCCACCUGCACAAACUACUGGAACACAGAGAACUGCAUCGAGACCUUCCGCCAUGACGCCUGCAAGAACAGCACCCUCAGCACCAACUAUACCUUCAUGAACAAGACCUGUGAGGAGUUAGAGAACGCCACAUCUCCUAUCAUUGAGUUCUGGGAGAAUAAGGUGCUCCAGCUGUCUGAUGGCCUGGACAGUCCAGGACAGAUCAACUGGGAGGUGACUUUGUGUCUGAUGGCAGUCUGGAUGAUGGUUUACUUCUGCAUAUGGAAGGGAGUAAAGUUAACAGGAAAGAUUGUGUAUUUCACUGCCAUAUUCCCCUACAUUAUCCUGUUCAUUCUCAUGGUGAGAGGUGUGACCCUUCCUGGGGCCUAUGAUGGUAUCGUUUACUAUCUCAAGCCUGAAUGGUCAAAGAUUCGAGAUGCACAGGUCUGGAUUGAUGCCGGCACUCAAGUGUUCUUUUCUUAUGCCAUCGGACUCGGGGCCCUGACUGCUCUUGGCAGUUAUAACCAAUUCAACAAUAACUGCUACAGGGAUUCAUUUGUAUUGGCCCUAAUAAACAGCGGCACCAGUUUCAUCGCCGGCUUUGUGGUUUUCUCCACUCUGGGCUUCAUGGCUGCUGAGCAGGGUGUGGACAUCUCAAAAGUGGCAGAGUCAGGGCCGGGCCUGGCGUUCAUCGCGUACCCCAAAGCCGUGUCGAUGAUGCCUGUGUCACCACUCUGGGCCACACUCUUCUUCUUAAUGCUGCUGGUGCUGGGACUAAACAGUCAGUUUGUCGGAGUGGAAGGCUUUGUAACUGGCAUGCUGGAUCUGCUCCCUUCAAAGUUUAACAAGCGAGAAAUCGCUGUGGCGAUCUGCUGCACAGUAAAUUUUCUAAUAGGACUCUCCAUGGUUACACAGGGAGGGAUGUACGUCUUCCAGCUUUUUGACUAUUAUUCAGCCAGUGGAGUGACCCUGUUGUGGGAGGCAUUCUGGGAAUGUGUGGUUGUUGCCUGGGUUUAUGGUGCUGAUAAGUUUAUGGAUGACAUUGCCCGCAUGAUCGGGUAUCGGCCUUUCCCUUGGAUGAAGUGGUGCUUGUCAUUUCUUACCCCAUGUGUUUGCAUGGGAAUAUUCGUGUUCCACCUGGUGAACUACAAGCCUUUUACCUACAACAAUGUGUAUGUGUACCCUUGGUGGGGAGAGAUGAUCGGAUGGUUGCUGGCUCUCUCCUCUAUGCUCUGCAUCCCCGUUAGCGUCAUCUACAAGCUCAUCAUGGCCAAAGGAUCCUUUAAAGAGCGCGGGACGAAUCUGACCAAACCUAUAUGGGCGCGGCAUCAUUUGGAGUGCACCCAAAUGGCACCCAAAACUGGCAUCAGAAACCCAUCACCACCGUCCUCAGACACCUCAGACAGCAUGGACAACGUCAAUGACACCGCCCUGUAGAAGUUGGAGAAUGAAAUGGAUACGCCAUCGCCAAAAACAUGCUUAGGGAAAGUUAGGGAAAGUUAGAAUUAUGUUCAGAAUUGCUAAUGUUUUUGGUCAGGUUACUGUGUCACAAGGUUCACUGUUUUUACCAUAGUUGAUUUUUAAUGAAUAGCUCUUUCAUCAUUGUGCUUUUUGACUGUGCGCUGUAACAACAAACUAACUCCAUGGUAACACACUCAGCUCCACUCAGUCUUCUUUUCCUCCUGGCUUGAUGGGUCUGUUAGUGAAGAAAAUAGAAAAUAGUUGAUUUUAUGAGAAUAAUAAAAUUAUAGUCAGUUCCAUAAGUAUUGGGACAGUGACACAACUAAAGUAUAAAAGUGUAGACAAAUCUUUCAUUCAGUGUGGUUUAAAUAAUGAGUUCCUUUUUUCGUAUUUUUACAGACUCUAAGGUAAUACUAUGGGGCUCUUUUUCUUCAGCUCGGGCUGGGCAUGUAGUUAAUAUAAAGGGCAUCAAGUCCCAGUCUGUGAGAAUAAAGAAGCUCUUAGAUAGAGGGAUACAGGAUGACAAAAUUUUACUUUCAAGCAGAGAAAACACAAAUCCAAAUCAACAUAGAAACAGAAACAAAAAAUUAAAAGAAAUGGUAGAAAAGAAAUGAAUUAGCAGUGAUUUUGGUAGUCUGAGUCAGAGACCAGAUGUAACUUCUAUAAAAUGUUUCUGCUUAAGUUUUUUUGGUAUAUUUGAUUAAAGAUCAAUUACAAAAAGGGGUAUGUAAACUUUUUUGUCCUUCCAUUCU
Molecule: messenger RNA, 2753 nt
Organism: Clarias gariepinus (North African catfish)
Lineage: Eukaryota; Metazoa; Chordata; Actinopteri; Siluriformes; Clariidae
Product: sodium- and chloride-dependent creatine transporter 1-like
Exons: 15
Coding region: 142-1977 (611 amino acids)
Biological process (GO): sodium ion transmembrane transport
Cellular component (GO): membrane
Source: RefSeq, a predicted model, not a curated record